This is a messenger RNA of Lutzomyia longipalpis, 1398 nucleotides long. RefSeq names its product succinate--hydroxymethylglutarate CoA-transferase. The record is from RefSeq and is a predicted model, not a curated record. Gene Ontology annotation, molecular function: catalytic activity. The transcript has a single exon. Bases 79 to 1383 code for a protein of 434 amino acids. NCBI's taxonomy places the organism in Eukaryota, Metazoa, Arthropoda, Insecta, Diptera, Psychodidae.
UGAGGUAAAAAGAACAUUUUGUGGAGACUUUUGGGACAUUUUUGGGGCGCUAUUCCGUCAAAUAAGUUUGCAAAGAACAUGCUGACCGUGCAGAAGUGUCGAAUCACUGAGAAAUUCGCGAGAUAUUUGCGGAAAUUCUCAUCAAAUGCCACAAGGUCAGAUGGAAUCGAGAACACAUCAUCAGCUUCCGCUGGAGCUCCUCUCCGAGGAAUCCGUGUACUGGACCUCACGCGCAUCAUUGCAGGUCCCUAUUGUACCAUGAUCCUGGGAGAUUUGGGAGCAGAUGUGAUAAAGGUGGAGAAACCCGGAUCUGGAGAUGAGUCACGACACUGGGGACCUCCAUUUAUGCCCAACAGCACAGAUUCCGUCUACUUCAUGGCCAGCAAUCGCAAUAAGCGGAGUAUUUGUGUUGAUAUGAAGCGUGGGCGUUCAAUUCUCGAAGAUUUAGCUCGUAAAUGCGAUGUCUUGGUUGAGAAUUACGUUCCCGGAAAACUCAAGCAGUUCGGAUUGGACUACGAAUCACUCCGGAAGAUUAAUGAACGACUAAUAUACUGCUCUAUAACCGGCUACGGAAGUCGCGGUCCCUACGCCAAGAGACCAGGAUAUGAUGUUAUUGCUGCCUCUAUGGGAGGACUUUUGCACAUAACAGGAGCACAAGAUGGACCUCCGGCUAAAGUAGGAGUUGCAAUGACGGACAUUGCAACGGGGUUGUAUGCUCAUGGAGCAAUUCUGGCAGCUCUCCUGGCUCGCAGGGACACUGGGAGGGGUCAAAAGAUAGACGUAGAUCUCCUUUCAACCCAAGUCUCGUGCCUCAUUAACGUUGCCAGUAACUACCUGAAUGCCGGCUUGGAAGCAAAACGCUGGGGUACAUCGCAUUCCUCAAUUGUUCCCUAUCAAGCCUUUAAAACAACCUCAGGAUACGUGACGAUUGGUGCUGGGAGUGAUGCGCACUUUGAAGCUCUUUGCAAGUUCCUUGGAAUCCCAGAAAUAUCCAGCAAUCCCAAAUUCCUCACCAAUACACAUAGGGUGGAACACAGGAAGGAACUAAUUGAACUGCUGGAGGGUAUUUUCCAAAAGAAGAGUACAUCCGAGUGGAUGGAGGUCCUCAAGGAUGCUCCUUUUCCCGUGGCUCCCAUUAACUCCAUCAGGGAUGUCUUUGAAGAUGAACACGUAAAGGCUAUCGGGUUAGUCAAAAGCAUCCCACAUCCAGCUGCUGGAUCAGUUAAAGUUGUGGGUUCUCCUGUUAGCUACAGUGAAGCAGUCAACAGCGUCCGGACAGCUCCUCCAAUCCUAGGUCAGCACACAGCGGAAGUUCUGCAGGAAGUCCUGGAGUAUAGUCAGGAAGUUGUUGAGAAAUUGAUGAAAGAAAAAAUUAUACAAUAAAACUUUUUCAAAUUA